AUGCAACGUAUAGGUAUUCUUUCUUUAUCUCCCUUGUUUGUUGCUCUUCUAUGUGUCGCUAUUGUCAAAAGCAACAAGUUUUCUUUUGUUCCACUCAUUAUUUGGGUCUACUCUUGGGAGCCCAACCAAGCGAAUCAACCCCUUAAGGAUAAACUUUCAUCAAUAGGUGCUGAUAUUACUUACAAUUUCCAUCAAAAGUGCACCCAUGUACUUGUUGAUGAGCUGACUCCUCUUAGAGAAGAGUUACUAGAUGCUAUUGUGGCAAAGAAAGCUUGUGUUCAGAUUAGCUGGGUUGAGAGAGUUGCAGAAGAAAAGAUUUGCAAUGAAAUCCCUAGCUGCAGCAACCAUACUCCAACUCUCUCUGCGGAAGGUGUAUCAGUCAAACUUGCAGACCAGGGAACUCGUGAAAACUGUAUGGAAGGAUACACGUUUGUGUUGGACUCGAUAAACAGUUAUAAGUACCGGAAUCAGUUGCAGUCCCUCUUAGAACUAACUGGAGCAAAGAUUCUUUCCAUUGAAGGGUUUAGUUCAAGUAGUCAAGAAUCGAAGCAUGAAGAGAAUAGUUAUGUUGUUUGUGUCAUCCCUGGAGGGUCACCCUACAAAUUUGAUUGCUUCAAUAAACUCAAAGUGUCUAGUGUGAAGGAAAUAGACUUGAUGUGUGUCGUUUUAACUGGGACGUUGGAUCAAUCCAUUUUGAUAUCACCUUGCGCUGAUCAAAUGCUUCCAAAAGUCAAUGGCCUUGGGUUUCUUGUUGGUAGAGAGUAG
Messenger RNA from Humulus lupulus (European hop), 765 nucleotides. Its product is annotated as nibrin homolog. The record is from RefSeq and is a predicted model, not a curated record. The coding region runs from base 1 to 765 and encodes 254 amino acids. The transcript is spliced from 8 exons. Gene Ontology annotation, biological process: mitotic G2 DNA damage checkpoint signaling; double-strand break repair via homologous recombination. Gene Ontology annotation, cellular component: Mre11 complex. Gene Ontology annotation, molecular function: damaged DNA binding. Lineage: Eukaryota; Viridiplantae; Streptophyta; Magnoliopsida; Rosales; Cannabaceae.